GGACGCACGCGUCUAAGCUACCGCGGGGACUCGACAGUGACUGGCGGAGCCUGCGAUUUCCACCAGCUGCUCGCCUGGAACCCGUCUGCAGCCACCAUGUCGGGCAGGAACAACAACAAGCUGCCCAGCAACCUGCCGCAGUUACAGAACCUGAUCAAGCGGGACCCGCCGGCCUACAUCGAGGAGUUCCUCCAGCAGUAUAAUCACUAUAAAUCCAAUAUGGAGAUUUUCAAGUUACAGCCAAAUAAACCCAGCAAAGAACUGGCAGAGCUGGUGAUGUUUAUGGCGCAGAUUGCCCACUGCUACCCGGAACAUCUCAGUAGCUUCCCACAGGAGCUGAAGGAGCUGCUCUCCUACAACCACACCGUCUUGGACCCGGAUCUCCGCAUGACAUUUUGCAAAGCGUUGAUCUUGCUGAGAAAUAAAAAUCUCAUCAAUCCAUCAAGUUUGCUGGAGCUCUUCUUCGAGCUUCUGCGCUGCCAUGACAAGCUCCUGCGGAAGACGCUGUACACACACAUCGUGACCGACGUCAAGAACAUAAAUGCCAAGCACAAGAACAAUAAAGUGAAUGUGGUGCUGCAGAAUUUCAUGUACACCAUGCUGAGAGACAGCAACGCGACUGCAGCCAAGAUGUCGCUGGAUGUCAUGAUCGAGCUCUACAGAAGGAACAUCUGGAAUGAUGCUAAAACUGUCAAUGUUAUUACAACUGCCUGUUUCUCCAAGGUCACCAAGAUAUUGGUUGCUGCUUUGACCUUCUUCCUUGGGAAAGAUGAGGAAGAGAAACAGGACAGUGACUCGGAAUCUGAGGAUGAAGGACCCACGGCAAGAGACCUGCUGGUGCAGUAUGCCACGGGGAAGAAGGGCUCCAAAAACAAGAAGAAGUUGGAAAAGGCAAUGAAAGUGCUGAAGAAACAAAAGAAGAAGAAGAAACCAGAAGUGUUUAACUUUUCAGCUAUUCAUUUGAUUCAUGAUCCCCAAGACUUUGCGGAGAAGCUCCUGAAGCAGCUGGAGAGCUGUAAGGAGAGGUUUGAAGUGAAGAUGAUGCUCAUGAACCUCAUCUCCAGAUUGGUGGGGAUUCACGAGCUUUUCCUCUUCAACUUCUACCCUUUUGUGCAAAGGUUUCUGCAGCCCCACCAGAGAGAAGUCACGAAGAUCCUUCUGUUUGCUGCACAAGCCUCUCAUCACCUGGUGCCACCAGAGAUCAUUCAGUCAUUGCUCAUGACGGUGGCCAACAAUUUUGUUACUGACAAGAACUCUGGGGAAGUCAUGACUGUAGGAAUCAAUGCUAUAAAGGAAAUAACAGCUCGAUGUCCUUUGGCCAUGACUGAGGAACUUCUCCAGGACCUGGCUCAGUACAAGACACACAAAGAUAAGAAUGUAAUGAUGUCUGCCAGAACUUUGAUUCAUCUCUUCCGGACACUGAACCCUCAGAUGCUGCAGAAGAAGUUCCGGGGUAAACCUACUGAAGCCUCCAUUGAAGCAAGAAUACAAGAAUAUGGAGAGUUAGAUGCUAAAGAUUACAUUCCAGGAGCAGAGGUUCUAGAGAUUGAGAAAGAAGAGGAUACAGAAAAUGACGAAGAUGGAUGGGAGAGCGCCAGCCUCAGCGGGGAGGAGGAGGAUGGUGAGUGGGUUGACGUGCACCACUCUUCUGACGAAGAGCAGCAGGAAACUGCCAAGAAGCUGGAGAGUAUGCCCAUGGAGGAGCGGAAAGCCAAAGCUGCAGCCAUCAGCACGAGUCGGGUGUUAACACAGGAUGACUUCCAGAAAAUCCGCAUGGCGCAGCUGAAGAAGGAGAUGGAUGCUGCCCCCGGGAAAGCCCAGAAAAGGAAAUUCAUAGACAUCGACAGCGACGAGGAGUCCAGGGGUGAAUUGCUGUCUCUUCGAGACAUUGAACGCCUUCAUAAAAAGCCCAAGUCUGACAAGGAGACAAGACUAGCAACCGCCAUGGCAGGAAGGACAGAUCGAAAGGAAUUUGUGAGGAAGAAAACCAAAAUAAAUCCAUUUUCCAGUUCCACAAAUAAAGAGAAGAAGAAGCAGAAGAACUUUAUGAUGAUGCGGUACAGCCAGAAUGUCCGGUCAAAGACCAAGCGCUCCUUCCGGGAGAAGCAGCUAGCACUACGAGAUGCACUUUUGAAAAAGAGGAAAAGAAUGAAGUAGCAUAGCAGCAAGUUACCGUUUCCUGCCAGCGCUGUGUGUAUUGACAUGCCGAAGAUUAGUAAAUAUUUGCUUACCUUAAAAGGAUAAGAGACACUAUAUUUUGGAAACCGCAGUAGCAGUUGUAGCAAUUUGGUAUUUUUAAUUUGGAGGUGGGGCUGGUGGGAUUGUGAAUGUAAAUAGUAGUGGUGUUAAGAUCUCCUUUCUAACUGAGAGCAAUAGCAAGUGCCUACUAAUUGCUGCAUGCACAGCUGAGUGAGCAGAGCCCCACUGAGGGCAGGUGUAUAUGCCGUGUUUAUAGUGAGCUUGUAAGUAGUUCCUUGUGGCUGUUGGUCCGGAUUCCUGGAGUCGCUGGGCUCCUGGAUGAACUGCGGGAUGGGAGUCGUACAUGCUCUGCAAACAGGACAGUGUUACAAGAGUAAGAGGUUCUUACUUGUAAAUAGGCUUGCCUGCUAAACAGGCUCCUGCUGUACAGACCAUGUCUUCUUCUUUCUUUUCAAUGUUAAGAGUUGGCUAAGACCCCAUUUUUCAAAUUGCCUUAAGUUUAAAUAGUGAUUUUGAAAUACCUAGCAGGGUGCGGAGGCACAUGCCCAUAAUCCCAACAUUCAGAAAGCUAAGGCAGAAGGCUCAUGGUUUUAGAACCAGCUUGGAACAUACUGAGUUAGUUCAGGGGCAGCCUGGGCUCAUAGUGAAACCCCAACCAGAAACACAGACCCUUUGAGCUUUCCGUUUGUGCGGCCUGUUCUCUGCUGUCUGUUGCUGGGGUUUGGUUGUCUGUGCAGCCUGCUCUCUCUGUUCUCUGCCGUCUGUUGCUGUUGGGGUUUGUAUUCCAGCCCCGGGUGCCUGCUCUGCACUGGUUUGAUCAGUUCCCUUCAUUCUCAGUCCAUUGUUUACCUUGUUCUCAAACCAAAGCUACACGUUUUUAAUGUCAGCUAGGUGUGUGCAGUGGACAGUCACGCUUGAGUCCCGUGUGAGACACAGUCUGCGUGCAGGCUGCUGGGUUUAGAAAUAGUCUGGUGCCUUUUGCCUCAGCCAUCUUAGGUCGUCCUCUAAUGAAAAAUGUCUAUGCUUGGAUUGGAGGAACGGCAGUUCUCCGCCCCUCGGGAUUGGUAGCAGCUUUUCCUUUCCCCUUUCAUUGUUCUGUUCGGUUGCUGAGCUCAACUUUGGUUUUCUUUUCCCCUGUCACUUUUCCCCCAUGGUGGCCCGGGUCCCUGGUAGGGGAUUGCCCCGCAGCCUCACCCCAGCACAGCUGUGGAGGAAGUGUCCAGUACAGACUGUGUCAGACCUGAAAAAGCUCUCCACUUUUCUUCUCGUGUUCUUUGGGCGUCUCCUUGUGCAUCGGCUCUGAAAUCAGCUGCAAGAGUCCAGCUGCAGCUGUGCUCUGUGGCCUCUCAACUCCUCCUGCCCCACCUCCCAGCUGCUCACUACCAUGUCUACUUUCUGGGCUACUAGGGCUCAUACUCAGGCCUUGGCAUUUUAAUCCAGAAUACCAGCUCAUUACCUCUAUAGCAUUAGCAGAUUUCACUGGUAAAGAAGCGCCGGACAAGACAGUCUCAGCUCUUCUCUGCCACAUCCCUGUGCUAGCCAGGUGUCUCCUGUAGUGUGGAGGGUACAGGUACAGCGCAUGCUCGAGCCUGAUUAACCCUGCUGCCAAGGCUGUCUGUAAAUGUCACACCGCCUACCUCUCUUUUAGUAAAUUGUGUUUUGGUGGUUUCCCCCGCUUCCUUCUUUUUUCUUAUAAUAGUUAAGAUGCUGUGUUUAUUUUAACUAUCAAGUCCAGUGUCUAGGCAGCUAGUUUAAAGUACAUGUCAACUGUCCACUAUGUACAAGCACUGUUAGGUGGUUGUGGCUGCACAAACCACAUUUGUGUUCCAUGAAGAUAGCUGUGAUGAUCCAGUCACUUCACAGUGGGCACACACUGAGCCUUCACACUGCACCAUAAUCCAUGUGCCCGGUGCCCGCCGUGGGCAGGGCAGCACUGUAGAAAACUUGUUCUUGAGUCCUGUGCUUAAGAUGUAAUAGUCUUGGUGUGAUUUUUAAAGGUUCUAGUUAAUGUAAAUUUUGGGUUUUUUUUAUAUUCUAAUCAUUGAAAAUUUGUAAUGUAUAUAGAGUAUUACAUUGAAAUUCUAUUUUAACUAAAACAUUUGUUUUGAGUGUUCUUUUUUAAUCCAUUUUAAGUAACAUAUUUUUAAACUGUAUAUAGGCAAUAGUGCUAUCCUAAAGAGCAUCCUCUCAUUAAUCCUUCCCCUGAUUUUGGAGUGUGUUUUCUGAGAUUUAGGAAAGUUUAACCAGACAUGGUGACAUAACCUAUUAUCCCAGUACUUGGGAGAAUGAUGAAGGGCAGGGAGUUGCUGUGAGUUUGAGGCCGGUCUGGCCUACUUAAUGAGAUAACAAAACCCUGUCUCGGGGAAGGGGACAUGAAAUGAAGAAGAAUAGAGAGAUCUGGACUACAGGAAGGAAGCUGGCAGCACCUGGAACACUAGGCCCGGUCCGGGUUCCGGGGCCCCUUUCCUGGUCGUUUUCACUUCUGUUUAAAGGUGCAGAGGGAAGCAGAGGCCACUACUGCUUCUGCUGCGGGUGAAUUGCAUGCACAUAGAGCUCUAUGUGUUAAUUUCUCUCGCAGAUUCUGCUUGUAUGUUUUAUUAGCUAAGGUUAAAGUAUGAAAGGUAUUUGCUGUAGAAUCUGGUAUGUGUGUGGGAUAUUAUAAGAACAUGCAGGAAAUGCCAAAUCUUCGGGCAGGGGUUGGGAUCAUGUGUAAGAUGUGUUAUCUUUUCUUUCUGAGUCUGGCAUGGUGUAUGUUUUUACUUAUGGCAUUGUGUAAAAAAACAAAGAGAGACAUGGAAUAAAGGUACAUGGAGGAUCA
Messenger RNA from Microtus ochrogaster (prairie vole), 5017 nucleotides. It is a transcript of the gene Sdad1, whose product is annotated as SDA1 domain containing 1. The record is from RefSeq and is a predicted model, not a curated record. Lineage: Eukaryota; Metazoa; Chordata; Mammalia; Rodentia; Cricetidae. Gene Ontology annotation, biological process: ribosomal large subunit export from nucleus; ribosomal large subunit biogenesis. Gene Ontology annotation, cellular component: nucleolus.